UUUCAAUUGAUCGCACAACAACCUGCUGCACUCAUCAUAAUAUCACAAAUCCAAUAAAUAUCAAAGUUUGUGCAGCUCCCCACCAUAAGGACACGAUCCACAUCUUGCAUCGACAUGCCCCGCGCCACGGUCCGUGAAUCGAUAAUAGGACGUCUCGAAACUUCGGGAGGAACCAGGAAAUGUACUCGUAAUUUAGUGCGGCAGAGGACCUUUGACCACAGACCAAUGAGGAGAUAAGAAACCGGACCUCGGCUUCCUGAUGUCUCCCUGUCCAACGCUGUGCCACGUAUAUCCCAUGUCCAUGAGACAUCUGAUCAAUCAGAUCGAUAACUAUCUCACGAUCCCCCAUCAAUAACGUGCAUUUCCAGGUUGAAUGAGAACAUAGGCGCUGGGAGUCGAAGAAGCCAAGGCUUCUGGCUGCGAGAGAAUGUGGACAGUGUUCGCGGGCGGGUGUAUCCCUACGAGGAAGCGGUGUUUUGGCGGGUUUCGCGUCUCUAUAAUAUCUUUGUUAAGCGUGCUUGUUUCGUCGGAUAUGUGGGUAAGUUGAAUCUCCCUGCUUCCUGACUUCGUCGUGCAAACCGACGGUUGGGAGGAAGAGCUGGAGGUCCGACGCAGAUUUCGACAGCAUCGAGGAACUCAAGCUAGGUUGGUCUGGAAAUAUUAAUAUUACCCGCUGAUAAGUCCGGGAAGGUUGCAUCGCGAGGUGGUCCUUUGUUCUUCAUUCGUCUGCUCUUGCGAGCCUUCGCAGGAUCAUGGGAGGCAGGCAACAAUGUCCUAGCCCGUUCGAGUGCACAUAAUGUGCGACAUCGGAAUGCACAAGACAGUCAGACGACACUUGGAAUCCAGUAGAUCGAGGCAUGGGUAUUUACUUGCAAUCGAGCAUACCCUCUCUUCGCUCGAACUAUUGUCCAUCUGCUCAUUGCGGUACCAACACGCGAGCCUCAACAGAAGUGCUCCACUUGCACUUGACGUCUUUGUUGGUGCGCGUGGUUCCCCAGUCGAGGGAAAGAGGGCGAGGGAGGCGCACGUAGAACCAAACGGUCGUGCCGUGAUGGACGACAACGACAUGGAUGACAUAGGCCGAAAUUUGACGGUUGCGGCUGGAUUGGAGUCAACCUCGUGUACGCGAAGUUCUCAGACGGAGCUUCAUCCUCAUCCCGUCCGACAUGAGCAGAGGCUUGAUCGUUGAUGUCCUCCUUCUCCUGUAAGGCAUUUGGCGCGGGUUGUCAUCCAAUUCCCGGUCUGCAUCCCUUUUCGCGGAGAUGUGCUUCACUCGUUCCUGUUGCACAUCCUGUCAAUAUCAACGUGAGCAGCUCGGAAUUUUGGUCGGUCCCAAGAAGCACGACGUUCUGCUGAGAAUUUAACCCGG
This is a messenger RNA of Dacryopinax primogenitus, 1369 nucleotides long. RefSeq lists its product as uncharacterized. The transcript has 6 exons. Lineage: Eukaryota; Fungi; Basidiomycota; Dacrymycetes; Dacrymycetales; Dacrymycetaceae. The record is from RefSeq and is a predicted model, not a curated record. The coding region runs from base 797 to 1189 and encodes 130 amino acids.